AUGAAAGUCUCUCGACGAAAUUAUUGGAUGAAACUUGGAAUGAUUUGUUGCAUUAUUUCAAUAAUGAUAUUUGUUAUGAUCAUCGUUGCGAUAGUUCACCGAUAUAGUCAACUUCUUAAAGUAUCUCCAUUAACAUCUAAAGCAUUUUGGGAAGAUAAUCGAACAUUGUCAAGAAGUGAACUACUUCCUUCACCAAUAAUAACAAUUGAUAAAGUUAAUUUAACAAAUUUGACAUUAGUUAUAACAGCGUGCUGUCGAAAUGUUGAAAAAUAUCUAAUUCCUUUUCAAAAUAAUAUUCGUGCUAUUGGAAAUUUAUUUGGAAAUUAUAAAAUUUAUUUAGGUGAAUCAGAUUCUCAAGAUGGCACUUUGAAAGUUCUUCGGCAAUGGGCAAAAAAUGAUUCAAAUCAUGUUUCUGUUUUUUCUACUAAAAAAUCACGUUGGAAACUAUAUUUACGUAAGUUAUUCACAAUUGUGAACUUAAUCAAAAAUUUUAUUUUUAUGAGUGUUCUUGAGUCCAUUAGUUUAUUUGAUAUAUAUUUUUCAAUCUGGACAGCUUAGAAAAACUCGAAUUGUAUAAAACCAACUAGAUAAAAGUAUCACAAAAUGACGAAUUUGUGUUCUUCGUAUUUAUAUGAGAGAGUUGAUUCAACGAUCAACCGAUAGCGUUCUUUCAACAUAAUGUUGAUGAGUAUACUGAUAAAGUUUUCGUAGUAAUGACUUUCAUCGUCUCAACCGCAUUUCAUAGUUGAGUAAACUUCAAAUACCAUCUAGUUUUAUUUCUU
This is a messenger RNA of Adineta steineri, 782 nucleotides long. The record is from the annotation of a GenBank genome assembly. NCBI's taxonomy places the organism in Eukaryota, Metazoa, Rotifera, Eurotatoria, Adinetida, Adinetidae.